AUGACAGAAGAAUUCGAAACCGCUAGAGUUUGUACCGGAACAUGGUGGUGCUCGUCCAAUGGCAUGUUCUCCGGCUGCUCUCUGCUACGUUCCACAGAGAAUUCUAUCAAUAUCGGUGGCUUUGAAUGGCAGAACACUGAUACCUUCGAUGCAGAAACAUAUAACGAGAGCUAUUUUAAUACUUCCACAUCCUUAAGCAAUUCAAAUCUUGAUUCCAACUCACAAAUCUAUGUUUCGAAUCAGUCUAACCUUCAUGAAGAAGAAAGAUUUUAUCCGAUAAAUAGUUUUCUAGAAGGAUUGUUCGAUACUAGUGAGCAACAAUCCGUUACUAACUGUGCGAAACCAGAACUACUUGAGAGCUUCUUCGAUGACAUUUUCUUGAACGAAUCAAGAAUUGUAUCAGCCUUUGAUCACGAGAGUAGAGACACACCUGAGGAAGAAAUACAAGCCUGCAAGAGUUCAACUACUUACAAGAGAGCAAGUGAGAAAAGUAAUGAACUCGAAUAUAUUGAGUCAUUACAGCCAAUAAAAAGACCAAGACUGGAGACGCCAUCUCAAUUUCCAAGCUUCAAAGUUCGUAAAGAGAAACUAGGAGAUCGGAUCACCGCGCUUCAACAACUAGUUUCACCUUUUGGCAAGACAGACACUGCUUCUGUCCUCCAAGAUGCUAUAGAGUACAUCAUGUUUCUUCAAGAACAAAUCAGUAUCUCCAGUAAUACACCCCUGAAAUCCAAAGGAUCUGGUGAACAAAAGCAGUUUUCAGACAAAACAGAGAAUAAUACUCAUGAUGAAGAUUAUAGUUCAAGACAAGAUCUUCGAAGCCGUGGUCUUUGUCUGAUGCCGAUUUCAAGUACUUUCUCCGCUUCUCCUCCGCAUUUGGACACAUCUACUUUCUGGAAUUAA
Messenger RNA from Microthlaspi erraticum, 903 nucleotides. The record is from the annotation of a GenBank genome assembly. Lineage: Eukaryota; Viridiplantae; Streptophyta; Magnoliopsida; Brassicales; Brassicaceae.